Messenger RNA from Gymnodraco acuticeps, 2478 nucleotides. RefSeq names its product solute carrier family 1 member 7a (gene slc1a7a). NCBI's taxonomy places the organism in Eukaryota, Metazoa, Chordata, Actinopteri, Perciformes, Bathydraconidae. Gene Ontology annotation, biological process: L-glutamate transmembrane transport. The record is from RefSeq and is a predicted model, not a curated record. Gene Ontology annotation, molecular function: glutamate:sodium symporter activity; L-glutamate transmembrane transporter activity; neutral L-amino acid transmembrane transporter activity. Bases 1 to 1743 code for a protein of 580 amino acids. Gene Ontology annotation, cellular component: plasma membrane. The transcript has 11 exons.
AUGGCGGUGGCUCUGGGUGAAGUGUGGGGGCGGGUGAAGAAUGUCUGCAAACAGAACGGACUGCUCAUCCUGUCCGUGCUGGCCGUGGUCAUUGGCUGCCUGCUGGGCUUCUUCCUCAGAGGCAAGCGGCUCUCCGAGCAGGAGGUGAAGUACUUCCAGUUUCCUGGAGAGCUGCUGAUGAGGAUGUUGAAAAUGUUGAUUUUGCCCCUCGUCGUAUCCAGUUUAAUGUCAGGUCUGGCUGCUUUAGACGCCAAGUGCUCCAGCCGCCUGGGCAUCAUGACCAUCUCCUACUACCUCUGGACCACCUUUGUUGCCGUGGUAGUGGGCAUCCUCAUGGUUUACAUUAUCCACCCGGGCGGAGCCGCUCAGAAGGAAGACUCUGAUGGAAGCAAGAAGCCGAUGACCAGCUCUGCUGACGCUCUGCUGGAUCUCAUCCGCAACAUGUUUCCAGCGAACCUGGUUCAAGCCACUUUUCAGCAGUAUCGAACCCAGAGAGUUCCUGAGCUCAUCCCCAAACCAACGGUGGCUCAGCUCCUGGAUGAAACCACCACGCGCAGGGUCUACAUCUACGGCAUCCAGGACGACAAUGGCACAGAUAUCCAGAAUUUCUCCCUGGAUCUCACGCCACCGCCUGAUGUCAUCAUGAAAACGUCACCUGGUACCAGUGAAGGCAUGAAUGUGCUUGGGAUAGUCAUUUUUUCAGCUACCAUGGGAAUUAUGUUAGGAAGAAUGGGACCCAACGGAAGCGCUUUGGUCAACUUCUGCCAGAGUGUGAAUGAGGCCGUUCUGAAGAUCGUUGCCAUUGUCAUCUGGUAUUUCCCUUUUGGCAUCGUCUUUCUGGUUGCCGGUAAGAUCUUGGAGAUGGAUGACCCUUCAGCCAUGGGAAAGAAGCUGGGUUUUUACGCCAUUACGGUGGUAAUGGGCUUGGUGCUACAUGGCCUCUUCAUCCUCCCGGCCAUGUACUUCUUCAUCACUAAGAAGAGCCCCAUUGUGUACAUAAGAGGAAUUUUGCAGGCCCUUCUCAUCUCCUUGGCCACCUCCUCCAGCUCUGCCACACUGCCUAUCACCUUCAAGUGCCUACUUGAGAACAACCACAUCGACAGACGCAUCAUCCGCUUUGUGUUGCCUGUCGGGGCCACCAUCAAUAUGGACGGCACCGCACUCUACGAGGCAGUGGCAGCCAUCUUCAUCGCCCAAGUUAAUAACUAUGAGCUUGACUUUGGACAGAUCAUCACGAUCAGCAUCACCGCCACGGCAGCCAGUAUCGGAGCAGCAGGAAUCCCACAGGCUGGACUCGUAACCAUGGUGAUCGUGCUGACCUCUGUGGGCCUGCCCACCGAUGAUAUCACUCUCAUCAUUGCUGUUGAUUGGGCUUUGGAUCGAUUCAGGACCAUGGUGAAUGUGAUGGGGGAUGCACUGGCCACAGGCAUCAUGGCUCAUAUCUGCAGAAAAGAUUUCGUCAAAGAAGGGGAGCAGGUGCCUCUGAUCUGUGAGACCAAGCCCAUGAUAAGCAUCCAGCAGAUGAUGACCUACCAGAACCAGAAGAACGGAUGCUUCCAGCCCCCUCCCCCGGGCAGCAGGCAGGACCACUACCACCAAGAGGUGGCUCGCCUCAUGCAGCUGGAGGAGGGCUUCCGGCCGCUGGAGAAGAAGAAACACGCCCACCCGUCGCACCACAAGAGAGAGCACAGGGGCAAGGACCACUGCUCCGUGGACAUGAACGGGCUGGAGACUAAUGUAUAGAAAGCAUAAGACAAAAUAAGACAUGGUGACUUUAAGUUCACAUGCUUCGAGAAGGACUGCGGCCCAGGGCGGGUGAAUGCAAGACGACCCCGGGGCGGAAAAAAAAGACGAUUUUUCUUUUUUACAUAACUUAAAUAAUGACCCGCAUUUGAUUAUGUAUGUUUGUGUGUGUACAUAUUUAUCAGAGAUGUUUUAUUUGAUACAAACAGUGACAAUGUGCUGCUCUAGCUUACAGACAAUUUUUGAGGUUUCACUAACAUCCUCCCAGAUCUGUGAGUCAGAAAUGGAGAACAUACGGAAGAGGAUUAGGGCCAAAAUAGUUAUCGAUUUUUAUCUGAAAAUCUCAGAAUUUGAGAAAAAAAAUCCGAAUUAUUAGAUAAAAAACUAUGAGAUUUUCAUAUUGAAAUAUAUAAUUAUUUUUUUCUUAGAGCUCCUGAUCUGGUCAGAUCUCAAAAACAAAUUGGCCCUCAUCAUUUUCCAUAAGAACACUAUAGUUAAUAUCUGAAACAUUCAAAACUUACCCCUCAUAUCACUUUAUAUUCAUUAUGAUCUGUUGUGUUUAUAGUAUUAUUUUAUUUUGUCAUUCUGCUCUUUAUAAUGAAACUGUUGCCUGGUUGGAGCAUUCUCCCAAUAAAUGUACUAACUCAAAAACGCACACAACAAAGAAAAAUAGAGGAACAACACCACAUCAUUGAUAAACCUCUACUCUAGUUCACAUUUAGGAAAUAAAAGUAU